This is a messenger RNA of Talaromyces proteolyticus, 826 nucleotides long. RefSeq lists its product as uncharacterized. Lineage: Eukaryota; Fungi; Ascomycota; Eurotiomycetes; Eurotiales; Trichocomaceae. The coding region runs from base 74 to 826 and encodes 250 amino acids. The transcript is spliced from 2 exons. The record is from RefSeq and is a predicted model, not a curated record.
AAAAGCCUUGGUCGUGAUUUCAAGAAAUGCCCAAGGAUACAAGCGAACUACUCUGCAAAAAGUUUGAGUAUUUAUGGAUAUUAAAGUCGACGAUAUCGCAAGUGUAUGCACAAUGGAUUCGAAAACCGAGAAACAAUAUUAUGAAAAUGUCGAUGGAAAUAAUGAACAGCAGUUGCCACCAUACCCAGGAUAUGAGGACCAAAACAAACAUUCCUUCUCCAAAUAUCCGCCUCAGCCAUACCACACUCAAGCACCAUCUCGGACUCUGCGAUUCAAGCCCACAAAUAUAAUGCACUCAGCCUGGGAAGUGACCGACGAAGGUGCAGGCAAUGUCCUUUACAAAGCCAAACUCAAAUCUCUCAAAAAUCAAAUGAUCAUAAAAACCGGCUCUUCGCCCGAGACUGAGAUAGCCACAGUCAAAUUUCAUUCGUUUCGGCCCAAAAUUGACAUCUCGAUCCAAGGGCAAGAGAUAACACUCCCAUUGAAGACAAAAUUACAACACAAGACUACAUUCAACCCUCUUGCGCUUCAAGGCACCACGUUGACCUGGAAGUCCAGCAGUCAUCUCAAGACUCUAGACUUGGAUUGUUUUGAUGAGAACUCGAUGCCUGUGGCCAAGAUAUCGGUGUCUACUUGGGCGUUUAAAAGUGACUAUCGGUUUGAAUUCUACGAAGGCAAUACAGACAACAGCCCGCUUCUUAUGGAUGAGCUUGUGGUGACGGGGCUGGCAAUGAUACAUUAUGUGCUUAAUAUAUAUGCUGCCACUACUGGUGCUGCGGUGGCAGGUGCAUCUAGUGCUAGUGCUGCUGCUGCUGCUGCUUCGUAG